AUGUACGCAAUCACUGGAGAGGAUGUAGCUCGAGCAAUUUCAUGGCUGCUUGGAUGGUCAUAUUUCACCUCAUGGUCGCUAUCCUUCUACCCACAACCUCUUCGCUGCUGGAAACACCGCUCCACUCGUGGUAUAACAGUUGAUUUCCCGCUGCUGAACAUUGUUGGGUUCACCAGUUAUACCAUAUCGACAGCAGCCUUUCUCCUCGCGCCCAGAAUCCGUCAGCAGUAUGCUCUUCGCCAUCCCUUCGCUCCUGAACCCACUGUGCGAUUCAAUGAUUUGAUCUUUGCUUUACAUGGCACCAUUGUCUGCUUUGUUUUCUACAGCCAGUUCUACCCGAGACUAUGGAAUUUCGAAGUCGUUAAAGGCCAGCGAGCUAGUUCUACGGCUCUUGGUAUCUUUUACGGUAGUAUUGUUGGCGUGGCCAUUACUACUCUACUAGUGUCCUUAUUCAGAAGUGAAACGGAUACUCCUGACUCUUGGGCUGAGAUUGAUAUCGUGCGUACAAUCCCGAAUAUUCUCUGUGGAGGCAUGUGCUAA
Aureobasidium vineae is the source of this 540-nucleotide messenger RNA. The record is from the annotation of a GenBank genome assembly. NCBI's taxonomy places the organism in Eukaryota, Fungi, Ascomycota, Dothideomycetes, Dothideales, Saccotheciaceae.